UCGUCAUUGGCUGGGGCAGGGAAAGGGGCGUCGUCUCACCAGGCGAGUUUGAUUCUUUGAGCAAACUUUUCAGCUGGACCAGUUUCUUCCUUUCCCUCUGCAGUAACGGGUCUGCUCGCAAGGAGUUUUAAAGACUCAUUUUCAGCUUGAAGCCAAGAUCCCAGUCGAGCCGCCACCAUGUCUAGCAAACGUGCCAAGGGAAAGACCACCAAGAAGCGGCCACAGAGGGCCACCUCCAAUGUCUUUGCCAUGUUUGACCAGUCCCAGAUCCAGGAGUUCAAAGAGGCCUUUAACAUGAUCGACCAGAACAGAGACGGUUUCAUCGACAAAGAGGAUCUGCAUGACAUGUUGGCCUCGAUGGGUAAGAAUCCAUCUGAUGAAUACCUCGAGGACAUGAUGAACGAGGCUCCAGGGUCCAUUAACUUCACCAUGUUCCUCACAAUGUUUGGAGAGAGGCUCAACGGGACAGACCCCGAGGAUGUCAUUCGCAACGCCUUCGCUUGCUUUGAUGAGGAGGGAUCUGGGGUUAUCCACGAGGAUCACUUGCGAGAGCUGCUGACCACCAUGGGCGAUCGCUUCACAGAUGAAGAGGUGGACGAGCUGUUCCGUGAGGCGCCAAUUGACAAGAAGGGCAAUUUCAACUACGCAGAAUUCACUCGCAUCCUCAAACACGGUGCGAAGGAAAAGGACGAUGAAUAGAGGAAAAAAACACUGCUUCCCGGCUCCUGCUCACAUGCAACAUCAGAUUUCCACCGAUCCCUAACUUUACCCCUGUAUAUUAUGAGACAAAUUGCUUUAUAAAUGUACUUAAAUUGUAACAAAGUAUUUUCUUGUACAUUUGAUGGUAAACAUGUCAAUCAAGGAUUGAAUCAUGUUCUUCAACACACUCCUUUCAGUUCCAACUACAUUAAGUGCACUUUGUCUGGUAUUUAUAGGGAACCUAUUAAGACCUUUGAGAUGCAUUAAGCACCCCUGUGUGUCUUUGUGCGUGCUGGGACUGUUUGGACUUUUAGCUUCAGUGCUACCAGCAAUGUUUACCCCUGCCUGCAUGUUUGCUUUCACAUUUGCUCAAGCACUGCCUCUUUCUGGCCCCUUUCUGUUGUAUUUGUAUCCUUGUAUGUUUGAAAAAACAGAAACAACUCUUACUGUGUUUGUUUUUGACGAUCAAGAGGUGAGAAUCUCCUCCUGGUAAAAUGGUUGAAGUGGAGAGGCUGAUGCUUGGCUUCAUCAGCUGGUUGUAUUGGUUGAGGGAUCACAUGUGUCUGCUGUAGAAGGAAUUCAGUCAUGAACCUGCUCAGGCUAAUAAAGUACACUACAGCUCCUGUAGUAAGUGGACCAUG
Girardinichthys multiradiatus is the source of this 1340-nucleotide messenger RNA. It is a transcript of the gene myl9b, whose product is annotated as myosin, light chain 9b, regulatory. The record is from RefSeq and is a predicted model, not a curated record. Lineage: Eukaryota; Metazoa; Chordata; Actinopteri; Cyprinodontiformes; Goodeidae. Gene Ontology annotation, molecular function: calcium ion binding. The transcript has 4 exons. Gene Ontology annotation, biological process: myofibril assembly; platelet aggregation. The coding region runs from base 178 to 699 and encodes 173 amino acids. Gene Ontology annotation, cellular component: stress fiber; cytoplasm; myofibril.